Molecule: messenger RNA, 1632 nt
Organism: Trichoderma breve
Lineage: Eukaryota; Fungi; Ascomycota; Sordariomycetes; Hypocreales; Hypocreaceae
Product: LETM1-like protein domain-containing protein
Exons: 2
Coding region: 1-1632 (543 amino acids)
Biological process (GO): intracellular monoatomic cation homeostasis
Cellular component (GO): mitochondrial inner membrane
Molecular function (GO): ribosome binding
Source: RefSeq, a predicted model, not a curated record
AUGAGCGCCUCAUCCAGCCUUGCCCGCAGGGCAGUGGUUCGCAACCCCCUGCUGGGUCAAGCAAGAAACCUAUCCCGAGGUGCCUCGUCAGCUCUCAUCACCAGACAUAUUGCCCGACAGACUCAGAUUCCUGCCUUGGCCCUGUUGGUCCCAUUGCGCCAAUUGGGAACCGAGCCUCAUCGACCGGAUGCGCCGUCUGGACCGCCCCCCGGAUUCAACGCCGAGUUGGCUAAGAAGCCGCUACCCAAGGAUCCCUCGAGCGCUGCCAAAAAGUCCGAUGCGGAGGCAAAUACUAAAGAUGCAUCGGCCAAUGCUGCUGUUCAAUCCGGCAAGGCCGCUGACGACGCCUCAUUAACUGAACUAGCCGCAAAGAAGGACGAGCUCACCGGCCAAAAAGAGCUGGCCAAGAAGAAAGAAGAGGAGGUCAAAUUGACAGUCUGGCAAAAGGUCAAGAAGGAGGCUCAGCAUUACUGGGAUGGAAGCAAGCUUCUUGCUACAGAGGUCCGCAUCAGCUGGCGGUUGGCCCUCAAGAUGGCCGCUGGCUAUGAGCUUACCCGCAGAGAGAACAAGCAGCUUCGACGCACUGUUCAGGAUCUCGGUCGGCUGGUCCCCUUUUCCAUCUUCGUCAUUGUUCCCCUUGGUGAGGCCUUGAUUCCUCUGGCCUUGAAGCUCUUCCCCAACAUGCUCCCCAGCACGUUUGAGGGGCAAAAGUCCAAGGAGGCCAAGGCUAGUCUCUUGCGGUCUACGAGGAAGGAGGUCAGCUCCUUUAUGCGGCAGACACUCAAAGAGACUGGUCUUCCCCUGAGCCAGGCGACUGCGACUGCUCAGAAGGAGGAGUUUGCCAACUUCUUCCGCAAGGUCAGGUCCACCGGCGAGGCGCCCACCGACCAGGACGUCAUCAAGGUUUGCAAGAUCUUCCGGGAUGACAUGACUCUGGACAAUCUGUCACGCCCUCAGCUUGUGUCCAUGUGCCGAUACAUGGGCCUUAACACCUUUGGCACGGAUUCCAUGCUGCGAUACCAGAUCCGUCACCGCAUGCGUCAGAUCAAGCGCGAUGAUAAGGCUAUCGCCUAUGAGGGCGCUGACAGCCUGACCGUCGCGGAGCUGCAGCUGGCAUGUGCCGCUCGCGGCAUCCGCACGCACAGCGUAUCCCCCGCUAGGAUGAGGGCCGACUUGCAGACAUGGCUUGAUUUGCGUCUCAAGGAGGGUGUUCCCUCCACGCUGCUGGUCCUGAGCAAUGCUUACAUGUACGGUCAAGGAUCUGGCGAGGGCUCAAGCCAGAUCGAAGCUCUCGUUGGUGUUCUGUCCUCCAUCCCCGAGGAGCUGUUCCACGAGAUUGAGCUCGAGGUUCACAAUGCCGAGGGUGCCGCCACCAACAAGCAGCGUCUCGAGGUUCUGAAGGAGCAGCAAGAGCUCAUUGAGGAGGAGGAGCAGCAGAACCAGGAGAGCCAGACCACCGGCUUCGCCACUCCUCGUGAUGUCGACGACAUUGACGAGAAGGAAGAGCGACAAAUGACGGCUGCUGAGAGCGGGCUCGAGAAGAAGCCUGCCGGCGAGAUGGUUGACGCUGAGCUGGAGCAGAUCAAAGCCGUCGAGGCCGAGCACAAGGCCGCUGCCAAGGACCAGAAAUAA